This is a messenger RNA of Apis cerana (Asiatic honeybee), 1465 nucleotides long. Its product is annotated as PRKR-interacting protein 1 homolog. Gene Ontology annotation, biological process: negative regulation of protein kinase activity. Gene Ontology annotation, molecular function: double-stranded RNA binding; protein kinase binding; protein kinase inhibitor activity. The record is from RefSeq and is a predicted model, not a curated record. NCBI's taxonomy places the organism in Eukaryota, Metazoa, Arthropoda, Insecta, Hymenoptera, Apidae. Gene Ontology annotation, cellular component: nucleolus.
AGUACUUAAAUUUUCUUAGGUUUAUCUCUGUUAAAUGUAACAAACAAAAUUUAAUAAACAGCAUAAAAGUUAAUAGUUAAUAAUAAAAUAAUAAUUAAAAUAAAAUAAUAAAGAAAAAUAGAAAUAUUUAUAUUAAAAAUAUAAUAUAAGUUUAUAUAUAAAGAAAUAUAAGUAUACAUAAAUAAAAAUAUAAUAUAGUAUCAUACAAAUAUAUAAUUAUAAAAUAUUUUUAAGUUAUUAAUUAUGGAAAAAUAUAUUUUUUAGUAUUUCUUAUAAUUAAAUUUUUUAUAUAAUAUUUAUACUCAUAUAUUUUUAUAUAAUUAAUUAUAUUUUUAGUUUUGUAUAUAAAGAAUCGCUGUAAUUAUAUUGAUUUUAUAUUGUACGUUUCACUUUUGUUAUCAUGUAUAUAACCUCUUAUUAUUAUAGUUUGAUAACGAAUGUAUAAAUUAUAAUAAAAUUAAUAAAGUUUCUUAUUGUAUAAAAAUAUAUGUCAUUAUGCCAGAGAAUAAAGAAAAAGAAGAAGAAAAACCUGUUGUUGCAAAAACAGCAAUUGAUUUACAACGAUUAAAACUUCAAAAAUUGAUGAAAAAUCCGGAAAAACCUAUUAUAUUGCCAGAAAGACCUAAAGCUAAAAGUACACCUACAGUACCAGAAUUUGUUCGUAAUGUAAUGGGUAGUAGUGCUGGUGCUGGUAGUGGAGAAUUUCAUGUAUAUAGACAUUUAAGACGUAAAGAAUAUGCUCGACAAAAAUUUAUUCAAGAAAAAGGUCAUAAGGAGCUUUUAGAUGCAGAAUAUCAUAAAAAAAUUGAAGAAAAUAAAAGAAUAGCUAAGGAAAUAACUGCAAAAAAAAGAGCAAAAAGAUUAAAAAAAAAACAGAAAUGGAAACAAAAGAAAAAGAUAAAAAUUACAAAUGUAGAACAACACAGCAAGAAUGAAAAUAAUAUAUAUUCUUCAGAAGAAGAAAAUUUAAAUAAACAAGAAUUAAAUAAUAAAAAUGAUAAAAUAAUUAAAAAUAUAUUAAGUUCAAAAGAUUUUAGUCAAUCCGAAGAAUCAAAUUCUAUUUCAAAUACAAAUAAAAAUAAAGUUGAUAAUAUAGAAUAUAUAGAUAUAAAUGUAAACAAUUCAACUCCUUAACAAAAAUAAAAAAGAUUUGGAUUAAAGCAGUAAUUAUAACAAUUAAAGUAAAAAAUAAAUAAAAAAUUGUAAUUUUAAUUUUAAUAUUUUUUUGGCUAAAAUUAUUUUAGAAAAGAUAUCAUAGGCAUUUAAUAAUAAGUAAAAUUUGAAAAAUCUAAAUAAUAUUAUAAAUAAUAUUAGAGAAAAAUUUAAAUAAAAAAAUUAUAAAAUAUUUACAUUUUAGUUAAUUUUAACAUAUUUCAGAUAUAUAACAAAUGAUAUAUUUAAAAUUUAUAGAUUUUAUAUAUAAUGUAAUCCAUGUAAAUAAAAAUAAUUCAACAAUUAAAAAUUA